GUGUAUUUCGUAAAAGCUAAAGAUAGGAAACAUGGCGUCUACACAGACCACAAACAGAAAGAAGGCCAACAGGAAGGCGCGGAUGGAGGCCAGGGACUUAACCGAGCAGCUGAAGAUGGCGCAGGAGCGAUCCUCCGGCCUCGAGGCGCAGGUUCGAGAUGCGGUGGGGCGACUCGUGAGCUGUGCUACGGAGCGGGACCAGUUGAAGGCAGCUCUGGAG
Linum tenue is the source of this 220-nucleotide messenger RNA. NCBI's taxonomy places the organism in Eukaryota, Viridiplantae, Streptophyta, Magnoliopsida, Malpighiales, Linaceae. The record is from the annotation of a GenBank genome assembly.